Messenger RNA from Tauraco erythrolophus (red-crested turaco), 3529 nucleotides. NCBI's taxonomy places the organism in Eukaryota, Metazoa, Chordata, Aves, Musophagiformes, Musophagidae. The record is from RefSeq and is a predicted model, not a curated record.
CCUGUCCUGUUCAGCGACUUCUGCUCCAAGGUGAAGAACACAAUCUACUGCAAUGUUGAGCCUUCUGACUCCAACAUGCUAUGGGAACCAGAGUUCAUGAUUGACACUAUUGAAAAUCCAUCUGCGCAUAACUUUACGUACACCAACCUGGGCAAGAGCCUCAAUGAAAACCCAGCCAACCGCUACAGUUUUGUCUGUAAUGCACUUAUGCAUGUGUGUGUGGGACACCAUGAUCCAGACAGGGUGAACGACAUUGCUAUCCUGUGUGCUGAGCUAACUGGCUACUGCAAGUCUCUAAGUGCCGAGUGGCUGGGUGUGCUCAAAGCUUUGUGCUGUUCCUCCAAUAAUGGGACCUGUGGCUUCAAUGAUCUCCUCUGCAAUGUUGAUGUCAGUGACUUAUCUUUCCAUGAUUCCUUGGCCACCUUUGUUGCCAUUCUCAUUGCCCGGCAGUGCUUGCUGCUGGAGGACCUUAUUCGCUGUGCUGCCAUCCCCUCACUCCUUAAUGCUGCCUGCAGUGAACAGGACUCAGAACCAGGAGCACGUCUGACCUGCCGGAUUUUACUCCAUCUGUUUAAGACUCCGCAGCUGAACCCAUGCCAGCAAGAUGGCAACAAACCCACGGUGGGAAUCCGGUCUUCCUGUGACCGUCACUUACUGGCAGCUUCCCAGAACCGUAUUGUGGAUGGAGCGGUCUUUGCAGUGCUGAAGGCUGUCUUUGUUCUGGGAGAUGCAGAACUGAAAGGCUCUGGCUUUUCCCACCCUGGAGGUGUCGAUGAUCUCAUGGAUGAUGAGCUGGGCACCAGGAAGGCUGGAGGUCGGGUAGUAACUGUAGAAACAGCUAGCUUGGAUAUUUAUGCCAAGUAUGUACUGAGGAGUAUAUGUCAACAGGAGUGGGUAGGUGAGCGAUGUCUGAAGUCUCUCUGUGAAGACAGCAAUGACUUGCAGGAUCCUGUCCUGAGCAGCACACAGGCCCAGAGGCUGAUGCAGCUGAUUUGUUAUCCACACCGGUUGCUGGACAACGAGGAAGGAGAAAAUCCUCAGCGGCAGAGGAUUAAACGCAUCUUACAGAAUCUAGACCAGUGGACCAUGAGGCAAUCCUCGCUGGAGCUGCAGCUCAUGAUUAAGCAGACAGCAAACAAUGAGAUGAACUCCUUGUUAGAAAAUAUAGCCAAGGCCACCAUUGAGGUAUUCCAGCAGUCAGCAGAGACCAGCUCUGCUAGCUCUGCUGGCAAUGGAAUCAACAGUAUCAGUAGCUCAGCAAGUGCUACACCUGCCAGCAACAAAUCCAAACCCAUCCUCAGCUCCCUGGAGAGAUCAGGAGUGUGGCUGGUGGCCCCUCUGAUUGCCAAGCUUCCAACGUCCGUGCAGGGCCAUGUGCUGAAAGCUGCUGGAGAAGAACUGGAGAAAGGACAACAUCUGGGGUCAUCGUCUCGCAAAGAGCGGGACCGCCAGAAGCAGAAGAGCAUGUCUCUCCUGAGCCAGCAGCCAUUUCUGUCACUGGUGCUAACAUGCCUGAAAGGACAGGAUGAGCAGCGAGAAGGCCUCCUCACCUCUCUGUACAGUCAGGUCCAGCAGAUUGUUACAAAUUGGCGAGAAGAUCAGUACCAAGAUGACUGCAAAGCCAAGCAGCUGAUGCAUGAGGCCCUGAAACUACGGCUGAAUUUGGUGGGGGGAAUGUUUGACACAGUUCAACGCAGUACACAGCAGACGACUGAAUGGGCUGUGCUUCUUCUGGACAUCAUUAGCAGUGGCACUGUGGACAUGCAGUCAAACAACGAGCUCUUCACCACCGUGUUGGAUAUGCUGAGUGUUCUCAUCAACGGCACCCUGGCUGCUGAUAUGUCCAGCAUUUCUCAGGGCAGCAUGGAGGAGAACAAGCGGGCAUACAUGAAUCUUGUGAAGAAACUCAGGAAAGAGCUGGGGGACCGGCAAUCUGACAGCCUGGAGAAGGUGCGACAGCUACUGCCGCUUCCCAAGCAGACCCGAGAUGUCAUCACCUGUGAACCUCAGGGAUCCCUCAUUGACACCAAAGGCAAUAAAAUAGCUGGAUUUGACUCCAUCUUCAAGAAGGAGGGCUUGCAAGUUUCUACAAAGCAGAAGAUUUCCCCUUGGGAUCUGUUUGAAGGCUUAAAGCACUCGGCCCCCCUCUCCUGGGGAUGGUUUGGGACGGUCCGUGUGGAUCGCAAGGUGUCUAGAUUUGAGGAGCAGCAGAGGCUUCUUCUGUACCACACACACUUGAAACCCAAGCCCCGCAGUUACUACCUGGAGCCGUUGCCCCUGCCUCCUGAAGAGGAAGAGCCUCCUACACCUGUGGCUUUAGAGCCAGAGAAGAAAGCUGCAGAACCAGCCAAGGCUGAUAAAACAAACUCCAAUCCUCCCACUUCCACUGAAGAACGCAAGAAGAAACAGAGCAAAACCAAGAAACGCAACCAAUCUGCCAGCAAAACUGAGGAUUUUGUGUUGGGCCCUAGCCGAGGGGUUACAUAUGGAGUUGGUAUGCCUACAGAUCUCUUGCAUCACCAGUCAGGAAGCACUAUGUCGAGGCUGGCAUAUGGACAAUCACCAGUGAGUCUCUAUGCCCAGAAUCAACCUCUUCCAGCAGGAGGCCCUCGCCUGGAUACAUCCUACAGGCCUGUACGCGUGCCACUGGGUAAACUUGUGCAGAGUCGUCCUCCAUAUAGUGGUGUGCUGCCUCCAGGGAUGGGGAGCAUGAUGGGCAUUGACCCCUCAUACAAGCCAGCAGUGUACCGACAGCAGCCUCCAGUGUCCCAAGGACAGAUACUGAGGCAGCAGCUUCAAGCAAAGUUGCAGGGCCAAGGCAUAAUGGGACAGCAGCCUGUGCGCCAGAUGGCUCCAACCCCAUCCUAUGGAGCACUGCAGCCCUCCCAGGGUUACACACCUUACGUGUCUCACAUAGGCCUUCAGCAGCACCCUUCUCAGUCAGGCACGAUGGUACCUCCUACCUAUUCCAGCCAGCCCUAUCAGAAUUCCCACCCCAGCUCUAAUCCUGCCCUGGUGGAUCCUGUUAGACAGAUGCAGCAGAGACCAAGUGGCUAUGUACACCAGCAGGCCCCUGGCUAUGGGCACACCUUGGGCAACACACAGAGGUUUCCUCACCAGUCAAUACAGCAGGCCCCCAUGAUGAGUGGGAUGAACCAUUUGGGUCCACAAGGAGUCCCCUCAGGAAUUCGACCCGGCCAAAUACUACCUGACCAGCAGCAGCAGCAGCAGUACCUGAGGCAGCAGCAGCAACAGCAGCAGCAGAUGCUGAGACAGCAGCAACAGCAGCAGCAGCAACAGCAGCAGCAACAGCAGCAACAACAGCAACAGCAGCCGCAGCCACCACAGCCGCAGCAGCAACCCCAGGUCUCCACAGUGCCUCAGCCACAGGCGCAGGGCCAGCCCCCAGGACUGGGGAUGCAGGCUCUUCCCCCCCAGCAGCCCAUUUUCCAGCGCCAGGGCCUUCAGCAGACACAGCAGCAGCAGCAAACAGCUGCUCUGGUUCGACAGCUUCAACAGCAGCUUUCCA